AUGAUGAACUGGCUGGCCACCAGUUGCCAGGGAGCAUCCUAUGCCAUGAAGAUCGACGCAGACAUCUUCCUGAAUGUGGACUACCUGGUCAAUAAGCUCCUGGUGCCCAACUCCACCAGACGGAAUUAUAUUACCGGCUCGGUCAUUAAAGAUGGUCAUCCAAGAAGGGACAAGAACAGCAAGUGGUACAUGCCUGAGGACAUCUUCCCGGAAGACUCGUAUCCUCCAUAUGUUUCCGGGGCCGGGUACCUGUUUUCAGCCGACCUCGGCAAGAAGAUUUCCAUGGCAUCUCGUUUUGUGAGACCCGUUCCCCUUGAGGACAUCUACGUGGGUUUAUGCCUGCGGGUUUUAGGUGUCCAGCCUGUGUACGCUUUCAGUUUCACCUCAAUGCACAACUUGUUUGAAAUCUAUCAUGUGAAGUACCAGAGGUGCGUUUAUUACCAACGCGUCAUUGUGACCGGCUUUCAGCCUGAUGAGCUUCUCUGCAUCUGGCACGACUUCCAGAAAGCCAAGUCCACAUGUUAACACUUUGAACACUUUUGUGCCAUGAGUAGAACACUGUAACUCUGACAGUGCACCUUCAAAGCUUUGAACCUUUAAUUUUUUAUAUGUAAUUUUCA
Scleropages formosus (Asian bonytongue) is the source of this 620-nucleotide messenger RNA. Its product is annotated as beta-1,3-galactosyltransferase 1-like. The transcript has a single exon. The record is from RefSeq and is a predicted model, not a curated record. Gene Ontology annotation, cellular component: Golgi membrane. Gene Ontology annotation, molecular function: N-acetyl-beta-D-glucosaminide beta-(1,3)-galactosyltransferase activity. Gene Ontology annotation, biological process: protein O-linked glycosylation. Bases 1 to 525 code for a protein of 174 amino acids. NCBI's taxonomy places the organism in Eukaryota, Metazoa, Chordata, Actinopteri, Osteoglossiformes, Osteoglossidae.